This is a messenger RNA of Motacilla alba alba, 3091 nucleotides long. RefSeq names its product Rho GTPase activating protein 19 (gene ARHGAP19). Gene Ontology annotation, biological process: regulation of small GTPase mediated signal transduction; signal transduction. Gene Ontology annotation, molecular function: GTPase activator activity. The transcript is spliced from 12 exons. Lineage: Eukaryota; Metazoa; Chordata; Aves; Passeriformes; Motacillidae. The coding region runs from base 101 to 1573 and encodes 490 amino acids. The record is from RefSeq and is a predicted model, not a curated record. Gene Ontology annotation, cellular component: cytoplasm.
CGUAGCAUGCGUGGAAUUUGCAUAGGCUGUGCUGGGACAGGCAGGUUUCUUUUGUUGCUGGAAACAAGGAGCAAGUUCUUUUCCCUGUCUCUGCUUCCUAAUGCCUCUUCAAAAGCUCUCAGCACUCAUUGAUGCCAUCUGCAAUUUUGUCAUCUGCAAUGACUCCUCCCUCCGCAGCCAGCCGAUCAUCUUCAAUCCCGACUUCUUCGUGGAAAAGCUGCGCCAUGAAAAACCAGAGGUGUUCACAGAGCUGGUUGUCAGCAACAUUACCAGGCUCAUUGAUUUGCCUGGGGCAGAGCUGGCCCAGCUGAUGGGAGAGGAGGACCCAAAGCUGCCUGGGGCAAACAGCACAGCCUCUGGAUUUUUUCGUUCUCUGAUGUCUCUGAAGCGCAAGGAGAAGGGGGUGGUGUUUGGCUCACCACUGACAGAAGAAGGCAUUGCACAGGUUUCCCAGCUGAUCGAGUAUCUGCACAAAAAUCUAAGAGCAGAAGGCUUGUUUCGAGUGCCAGGCAACAGCAUCAGGCAACAGAUCCUAAAGGAUGCUCUGAACAGUGGUACUGAUAUUGACCUGGACUCUGGGGAGUUUCAUUCCAAUGAUGUGGCCACCCUACUUAAGAUGUUCCUGGGUGAAUUACCAGAGCCGCUGCUGACACACAAGCACUUCCAUGCCCACCUCAAAAUUGCAGACUUGACACUGUUUGAUGAGAAGGGGAAUAAGACCAGCACUCCAGACAAAGAGCGCCAAAUCGAAGCCCUGCAGCUGCUGUUUUUGAUCCUUCCCGCUCCCAACCGCAGUCUGCUCAAACUGCUGCUGGACUUGCUCUACCAGACCGCCAAGAAGCAGGACAAGAACAAGAUGUCUGCCCACAACCUUGCCCUCAUGUUUGCACCCCACAUCCUAUGGCCCAGAAAUGUGACAGCAAAUGACCUUCAGGAAAAUAUCACAAAGCUAAACAAUGGAGUGACCUUCAUGAUCAAACAUUCUCAGAAGCUCUUCAAGGCUCCGGUGUACAUCCGGGAGUGUGCCAGGCUGCACUAUCUGGGAUCCAGAGCCCACACAUCAAAGGACGACCUGGAUUUGCUGACGUCUUCUGGCUCCAAGGAGCUGCAGCCCCUCAAGUCUCAGAAGAGAAGCCGGCUGGACUCUUGCCAUCAGGAGGAGACCCAGCAGCGCACGGAGGAGGCACUGAAGGAGCUCUUCCUCCACGUCCACAAUAUGCCUGACUCUGCAAAGAAGAAGAAGCUUAUCCGGCAGUUUAAUAAGCAUCCAAGUGCUCUGACUCCUGGCUCUGAUGUGCCCUCAUCCCCAGCACCACGACGCACCCGCUCGCGCUCCUUCAGCGGCCUCAUUAAGCGGAAGGUUUUGGGAACUCCAGUUAUCCUGGAGAGGAAGAGCAGGGAUUCCACGCCAGAGCCUGUGCGGGUCAGCAAAGAGAACGUUCAGCUGUUACAGAAAUGUGGCUCUCCAGCUCAUAUGUCCCAAGCAAAGUUGAAGUCUUUGGAAGGCCAGAAAGAGGGAUCCUGCAGACGCAUGCGAGCCCGCCUGCUUUCCAAGGAUUCGUCAUCCCUCUGAAUCGCCUGGCGCCAACGCACGGUGGGGAUCGCCCGGCCUCGCAAGCUGUGAAUAGAAAAUGUGCUGCACUGAGAGGGGAGCACUGCAGGCUCACAGCAACCCUCACCAACACAGCAGCACUCCUGAAACUGGACCUUUGCAAGGAUUGCAGGGAUUUGUUUCUGUAUAUAAAUUAUAUUUCAUUCUACUAUGGGGCAAACCACUAUCUAACCCAAACUUGUGCGGCAUGUCUGACCUGCUGGCUCUGGGAAGAGCUGGAGUGCUUGCUUACAAGGAGAGCCCUGUUCAUUGCAGGGCCCUGUGUGCACUCCUAGCUUUCUCAUAAUGUUGCUAGGCUGUAUUUUUUUGCUUUUCUGCUCCAAGUUUUUAACACGUUGGCUUGUUUUUGCUUCCUUCCCCUGUUAGCAGUGAGAAUGAUGGGCUGUAACCCUUACCAACAUCCUGACACCCAAGCUUGCCUCCAGUCCUCCUCUGGAGGCAUUCCCUUCUCUGCUUCUUCUUGGCUCCAUUUUGCUCUGCUGUUUCCAAAGGGCUGAAGUGCACAAAUGAUACAGAGCAUGGGAUGGGCCUGGAAGGAGAGGCUCUGGAUGCCAUCUUUUCAAGUAGGGCCAGGGGAAAGCAGCUUCCCCAAUAAACUCAUCCCUCUAUUUUAGCUUGAGCUGGAGGCAGCCCUUGCUCACUGCCUUCACGUUUCAGUGGCACAGUUCUGAACAAGGAGUGUCUUGGCUUUGUGUUCACCCAGGGAGGCUUAAGCUGAGGAGAGCAGGAGGCUGGCAAAGGCUGUCUGGGGCAGAACAGCCUAAUCUUUGAAAGUUAAGGUGCCUGGGGCAGGCAGAGUCUUGUGGCUGUGUGUGAAAAACAGUGUGAGAGGUGAGAGAGGGCUCCAUCCUUUUGGGAUCUCCUGCAAAUAGUGCCAAAGGCUUUGGCUCAAGAUAUGUGGGUGGCUGGUAGGGCAACUGGCUGAUUAGUCAUUAAAGUGGGGGAAAGGUCUGAAGCUGGGUUCAGCUCUUUGGUCUGAGCUGCAGAAAUGAGAUGAAACCUUCUAGAUACAGGAUAAACCCCAAUCACAGCUGGCCAAUGUCAGCGGUCUCGUUAAGCCAAAGUGCUCCAGUAAGCCUGUCUUGCCAAGAACCUGUCUGCAAGCACUCUGAGGUAGGAUACACACAGGGUUGCUACUGUGAAAUAAUCAGCUGGGGGACCAUCUAAACACUUCUCAGCCCUUCUCAGCAAAGUAAAUAAUCUCUGGAAUCCAAUUAUAUUUGUCUUCUAAUCUUUAAGAACCAGCAGCCAGCAGGAGUUAGAGCUCUGCUCUUGACAGCUUUCUGAAACAACUGGUGGCAGGAGGUGUGAAUAUUGGGGAUAUGAACAGGGAGUUCAGUCUGAUUGGCUGGAGCUGUCAGAACAGGGCACUGGAGCCCUGUGCAACUUAGCUGGAUUUGUCACUUUUUUUUAAUUGUGAAAUUUUUUUUUUAAGAUACAAAUCCUUGUGCUGCUCGGUACAAAGGGUUGGUUUUGGUA